GGCUAGCUUAACUAAUGCAUGACGGCUUCGUCUCAGCUUCAGCUAAAGAGCAAACCGACAUCAGCUGAGUUUGCAUUAAGUACCGUCCUUGUUGCUAAAAUACCGGAGUUUAUCAUAACGUACAAUUCAAGAUCAGCAUUUUGCAAAGUUAUUUAUAGCUGUUAGACCAAUGAAAUAACUGUCAGCUGUCGUAACUACAGAAGCAAGACAGAGGGAAAGGAGAAAUAACACAUCAAACCCGGCUAACAAAGAGGUUCUUUUUUCAACGACAACAUUUUUCCUCCGUAUUCUAUAGUUAUGAGUCAUGUGGCCGUCGAAAAUGUCCACGGUCUAGAGCAGCAGCUCGCUGUCCUAGACUUGAGUGCGGCAGACGGACAAGGUGGAGGCCCCAACCGAAAUGCCUUUGCCGCUGGUCGACAGGGUGGCUACACCAUAGCGCCCCCAGCCAACUAUGGUUGGGAUGGAGGGCGCAACAACUUUGUUAAUGGCUACCAUGACAACCGCAUGGCUGGCGGUAACGUGUUCAACCGCGGCCCGCCUCGCAUGGAGCGGGGCAGAGGUGGUGUCGGAGGGGGUUAUCGCGGCAACAGGGGCGGAGCCUUCAACCCCAUUAACCCUCCACAGCCAAUGGCUUUUGGUUGCUACGAAAAUAAAGAUGCCGGCGGCUGGAACACUGCCAAAGACACUUAUGGCAGUUUUGGCAACAACCGAGGAAAGUCUGCGUUCUUCAAUGACCGAGGCAACGCUAACAGGGGGCGGUUUGAGCAUGGUGGAUUCGGUGGUGGUGGAGGAGGAGGAGGAGGAGGAGGAGGAGGAAACAACAGCCGCUGGGUGGAGGAGCCCAGAGAGGAGGGAGACUGGUCCAAACCAACGCCACGUAACGAGCGCCUUGAAAAUGAAUUGUUCUCUGCCAGUAACACUGGGAUCAACUUUGAGAAGUACGAUGACAUUCCUGUAGAGGCCACAGGACAGAACUGCCCUCACCACAUCGAGAGUUUCCAAGAUGUGGACAUGGGUGAGAUCGUCAUGAGUAACAUCGCUCUGAGUCGCUACACCAGACCGACCCCUGUCCAGAAAUAUGCCAUUCCUAUUGUCAAGUCUAAGCGAGACCUCAUGGCCUGCGCACAGACAGGUUCUGGGAAGACUGCAGCGUUCCUGCUGCCGAUUCUCAGCCAGAUUUACUGUGAAGGACCAGGAGAAGCCGUCAGCGCAGCCAAAGCAUCUGGACAGGAUAAUGGAAAGUAUGGGCGUCGCAAGCACUACCCCAUCUCUCUGAUAUUGGCUCCAACCAGAGAACUGGCACUGCAGAUAUACGAUGAAUCCAGGAAGUUCUCAUACCGCUCCAGAGUGCGUCCCUGUGUGGUGUACGGAGGGGCCGACAUCGGCCAGCAGAUGAGAGAUCUGGAGAGAGGAUGCCACCUGCUGGUGGCCACACCCGGGAGACUGGUGGACAUGAUGGAGCGAGGCAAGAUUGGACUGGACUACUGCAACUACCUGGUCUUGGAUGAGGCAGAUCGCAUGUUGGACAUGGGGUUCGAGCCACAGAUAAGACGCAUCGUGGAACAGGACACCAUGCCGCACAAAGGCAUCCGACAAACCAUGAUGUUCAGCGCAACCUUCCCCAAAGAGAUCCAGAUCCUUGCCCGGGAUUUCCUGGAGGAGUACAUCUUCCUGGCGGUGGGCAGAGUGGGUUCCACCUCGGAGAACAUCACUCAGAAAGUUGUGUGGGUCGAGGAGAGUGACAAGAGGUCCUUCCUCUUGGACCUGCUCAGUGCUACAGUCAUCCCCAGCGAGGUACAGGACGGUACUGGAGACACCAUAGAGAAACCUGGUAAAGACUCGUUGACUCUGGUGUUCGUGGAGACAAAGAAAGGCGCAGACGCCUUAGAGGACUUCCUGUAUCGGGAGGGCUACGCCUGCACCAGUAUCCACGGCGACCGCUCCCAGAGGGACCGAGAGGAGGCCCUGAGCCAGUUCAGAUCAGGGAAAUGCCCCAUCCUGGUGGCCACAGCGGUAGCAGCUCGCGGCCUGGACAUCUCCAAUGUUAAGCAUGUGAUCAACUUUGACCUUCCCAGUGACAUAGAGGAGUACGUCCACCGUAUUGGACGUACAGGCCGAGUCGGAAACCUGGGAUUGGCCACUUCGUUCUUCAACGAUAAAAAUGGGAACAUCACUAAAGACCUGCUGGACAUCCUGGUCGAGGCCAAACAGGAAGUUCCCUCAUGGCUGGAGAGCUUGGCCUAUGAACACCAGCACAAGAGCAGCAACAGGGGGCGCUCUAAGAGGUUCUCUGGUGGUUUUGGAGCCCGUGAUUAUCGUCAGACGGCCGCCGGAGGCCCCGCGGGAGGGUUCGGGGGACGUGGCGGUCGCAACCAGGCAGCGCAUGGAGGAACCCGCGGAUUCGGGGGAGGUGGUUUCGGUAACUUCUACACCAGCGACGGUUACGGAGGAAACUACUCCCACUCCCAAGUGGACUGGUGGGGCAACUAGGUUCCUCCUUCCUCCCUUUCCUCAGCCCUCUCUUCUCACUCACCCUCCUUCCUUUCCACACACUGUUGUCUGCGUCCCAUCCUCCUUCUCCCCCUCAUUAACCCUAGAACUCACAUGCAUGUUAUUGAACUAUUUAUACUCAUUUAUAUAGCCCUCUCCCCAUCCCCAAGCACUCGGAUCUUUUUAAUUCUAUUCCUUUUCUCGUUCUCUCCAUCUCCACCUUUUGUGUUUAUCCCCCCCCCCUCGAUUUUCUUCUUUUGAUUUCUUAGUUUCUGCUAAAUGUCACCUCUUACAAUAAGCCACAUUAUAAAGGGAUACUUUAGUUUAAUUUUAGUUGGUUACUUUUCAGCGCUAGCUAGCUUCCAGCUAGCAUCAUCCUUUUUGGUGUAAGGACAUUUUGAACAAGUUUCCCACAGUGGCCAGUGUUGAAGAAAAAUAACCAAUUGACUUAAAGUCCUAGUUGUUCCUUUUAGCCCCCUGAGGUUAGAUGGACAUUCGAUAUCUACAGCGAGAUAGUCCUACAACACAGCUGGAGAAGAGCAGGGGGAAAUCUGUUUUUCUUGUUUGGUUUUCCACUGAAGAUAUGAGUUUUGGCCUCAUUGUGUUUUUGUCUGCAUUCACCCAAAGCCAGCCAGGCGUCCGUGUACCCUCACAUGUCAUCUUUGUAUGUAACGCACGGCCAUGUUGUAAAUCGCCGGCCAAAAACUUUUCUAAAAUAGAGCGCAGAGGUAGGCGAGAUGUCGAAUCUGAGCAAAAUAUGUCUGCAUAUAAAUUCCAAAACAGGAUCUGGCUGAAGUCUCCUUCAUCCACAUGAUAGAUACUCAAAAGCAGCCGCAGAAACGAAAAUGUUUUAGUUUAGUAAAACCUUUUUUAAAAGCCAACAAAGUCUUGAUUUCCUGAGAUCUGAGAAGGAUGUCUAACAGAGACGAGGGAAGAAGGGGCUGGACAAACGGAGACACCCCGCCAGUGGGACGCCCAUUAGCAACGAUGCUAGCAAACAGUAUUUUCUUUGUUUGAAACGAAGUAUAAUGGAGGAUCAUUUGUUUCUGUACUGUGCCUUUGAGAAUUUGAACUUGUCUCUUAUUUCUGUUUUAAUUGCCAUAAUGGUAAGUGGCUACAAGUUUUGGCCAACUGUGACUAAAAGAAAUAUGUAUUUAAUGUCA
Gasterosteus aculeatus aculeatus (three-spined stickleback) is the source of this 3653-nucleotide messenger RNA. Lineage: Eukaryota; Metazoa; Chordata; Actinopteri; Perciformes; Gasterosteidae. The record is from RefSeq and is a predicted model, not a curated record.